This is a messenger RNA of Metarhizium album ARSEF 1941, 378 nucleotides long. RefSeq names its product YCII-related domain protein. Lineage: Eukaryota; Fungi; Ascomycota; Sordariomycetes; Hypocreales; Clavicipitaceae. The transcript has a single exon. The record is from RefSeq and is a predicted model, not a curated record. Bases 1 to 378 code for a protein of 125 amino acids.
AUGUCUGCCACCAGCAAUGAGUGGCUGGUCAUGAUCCAAGACCGUCCUGACGUUCUCAAGACGCGCUAUGCCAGUUCGCCCAGCCACAUCGCCAACUACAAGCCCAUCCGUGAGCAAGGCCAAUUAAUCUUCGCCGGUCCGAUGCUCGGCGCGCAUCCCCAGAAAGCAGGCGAUCCUCUGAACAUUGUGGGAAGCGUUUUGGUCCUCAGCCUGGACAGUCUAGAAGACGUUUGGAGGCUGUUGCGUGAGGAUCCCUUCAACAAAGCCGGAGUUUGGGAUCUAGAAAAGACCACCGUCACGCCGUUCAAGUCGACGGUCAGGACUCCUUUUUGGUCCAACUUCAGAGACCUGCUGUCACUUGCCUCGAAGAACGAGUAG